UAUUGCUGCAAAUUGUAAUUUAAGCAAAUGGCAGCUAUUCGAGAUCCCACUGCGCCCGGUUACAACAUUGCCCGCGAUCCGGCAUUGGCAAAGAAUCGCAUUUACGUUGGAAACCUGCCGCUGUGCACGCGCGAGGAACUGGAGAGCAUUUGUCAUCCCUAUGGCAAAGUUUUGGGUUCGGCGGUGCAAAAGAAUUUCGGAUUUGUGCAGUUUGAAAGCGAGGAAAUAGCCAACAAAUGUGCAGAUGCGCUAAACAAAUCCAGCUUCAAAUCCAGAGAAUUGAAAGUGCGCAAUGCCAGCUUAAAAACAAAGGCGGCCAAGAAGGGAAAUAUUGUAGUAACUGCUGCAGGAAUUGGCGUCAUGGGCGGAGUAGGAGGAGUAGGUGCUCCCAUGACAGUCCAGGGCGGCAUAGUGAUGUCAGCAGCAGCGGCAGGAAAUGCAGCGCCCAUUAAUGAUUGCGAGAUAAUUGUGGUGAAUCGUGAUAAUACCAAGUACGCCGAGUUCAUUGAGGAUCGCCUGACCAAGGCGGGUAUGCGAGUGGAUGUGCUCUUUCCCAACGAGGAUGUUAUGCUGGGUCAGGUGCUGAGCAACAUCUCCACCCGUGGUUGCCUCUAUGCCGUCCUGGUUACACCCAAACACGAAGCGCUCAACAGCAUUACAGUCAAUAUUUUAUAUGGUGUGCCCGCCGAGCAUCGCAACAUGCCACUGGAGGAUGCCAUUAAAUUGAUAGUCAGAGAUUUUCUAGUCAAGCGGGAACAUGAUGCAGUAAUCAACGUCUCCCAUCAACAUAGACAUCCCGAUGCCAUGCAGAAAUUAAUAGAAAUGCUGGCGGAUAAUCGUCCUUUAACUGGAUUGCAAUAUGAAUGCAUUAUCCAGUAUCUGCAGGAAGAGCGGGAGAAGCAACUGAAACGGGAAUUGGGAGAUGCCAAUGCCUUGGCCAAACUACAGGCACCCGAUCCCGAAAUCGAGCUACAAAAGAGGAUACUAAGUAUUAUGAAUAAGCCAGCAGUAACAGAGCUCAACAUGGAAUUAAUGUACAACACAUUUGAGGAGGUCAAAGCGGAUGCAAGACUCAUGGAGCUGCUCAAGGAUGCGAGGGUCAUGAAAUCACUGGACAGCAUUUACAAAUCAGAGGAACUACUAGAGACCAUAUCACAAUGCUUUUAGAAUAACACAUUUUAUUUAUAUUUAUAUAUAGGAUUAGAAAAUAAAACUACGGCCAGGAACGCUUGGCCUCAUGACCCUCA
Messenger RNA from Drosophila innubila, 1247 nucleotides. RefSeq lists its product as uncharacterized. Bases 28 to 1167 code for a protein of 379 amino acids. Gene Ontology annotation, molecular function: RNA binding. The transcript is spliced from 2 exons. Lineage: Eukaryota; Metazoa; Arthropoda; Insecta; Diptera; Drosophilidae. The record is from RefSeq and is a predicted model, not a curated record.